Lecanosticta acicola is the source of this 1848-nucleotide messenger RNA. NCBI's taxonomy places the organism in Eukaryota, Fungi, Ascomycota, Dothideomycetes, Mycosphaerellales, Mycosphaerellaceae. The record is from the annotation of a GenBank genome assembly.
AUGUUUCUCCGCCAGCUGGAUCUGACUACCGCGCUACGGCCAUCUCUGUAUCAUGAUGAGUCUUUACUGUUUGUACAGGACGGUGUGGGGCUAUAUGAGGGAAAAUACAAGAUUGAAAAUCAUCAGAACGGUCACGCCUACUUGACUUCACACCGCGUAUGCUACGUCGACAACGAGGAGCCAAGAAAGUACUCUGUUGCGGUAGAUUUGAAAGAAAUCGAUCGAAGCGAGUUCUACGCCGGUUUCUUGAAGUCGUCGCCAAAGGUCACCCUCUUCCCCAAAGCUACCAAGAAGCCGAUCCCGGGUAUCAAGAGCCCAGUCCCUCGCUAUGCGACACCAAGCGAUGCAUUGGUUGGCGGGCCUGCAUCUGCACAUCGUUCAACAGCUCAGUCCCCGGCGCUAGUGAGAGAUCUGCACGCGACAUGGGUCUGCACCAUCUGUGGUUUCUCGAAUUCAGUACCUACCAAUUUUGAUCCGUCGACGGCGAACCAACAUACGCCUCUUCCACCUUGCCAAGCAUGUGGCAUUAAGCCCGAGCUUGUUCACAUGGUCAAGGCAGCGAUUGCAGCAAUGUCUAAUCGACCUAGUGGUGCUACAGCAACUGCACCGCCUACCCAGCGGGAUGUAUCGGAAAUCGUUACUGGCCAUGGAACGUCUGAUCAAACACAGCAGUCGCCCGUGCCACCAGGGCAGUGUCCAAGGUGCACAUUUCAGAAUUAUCCGUCCCUCACAGCUUGUGAAGUUUGUGGGGCACCACUACCGGGUACGGCAGAAAAACGCUCGCAUCUCAUUGACAGAGCUGGACAGCGAUCUGAAUCGCCUGGUCCCACUCUUGGCGGGUACAGUAUUGUCGGCGAUGACAAAAUCGAGACAAUCAAGUUCUCGUUUCGAACGGGCGGAGCGCAGACGUUUCUGGACAAGCUCAAAAGUGCACUUACCCAGCGCAAAUGGCUUCUCCAAAGUGCACCACCGGUACCAAGACCAACGGCUACUCCUCCGCAUUUGAGCGGAUCCCCAAGGCCUUCGAACGGCAUGUCACCAACUCCAAGCACUCCUCAACGAGUCGUCGGCAUAGCUGGCCUCGAGCAGCGAGGGGCCGAGCUGCGACAGAACAACCAGGCUGUCAUUGGAACUGCAUUUGAAGAUCUCGAAGCUCUCAUGACAUCUGCGAAAGAAGUAAUUAAGAUGGCCGAGCAGUUUGCUGACAAUUCAAAUGGCGGCGCGGAUGGUGACUCGGACGCGAGAAGACUGCUAUCGGAUUCGGCAUCGGCCUUGGGGUUGGUGACUACCAAAGACAUGCUGGGAUCUGGAUCAUCUGCAGAGCAGCUUUACGUGACUGAGCUCUCGCGAGAUCUGGCCGAAUUUCUGACCGACGACAGGAAAGGCGUCUUACGUAAGGAGGGCGGGAUCAUGUCACUUGUAGACCUUUGGCAGGUCUUUAACCGGACUCGCAACGGCAUCGAGCUGGUUUCCCCGUUGGAUUUUGAAAAGGCCGCCAAAAUGUGGGACGCCCUGAACCUUCCUGUGCGACUACGACGUUUCAAGAGCGGUCUUCUCGUUGUCCAGGAAAGAAGUAGGACCGACGAGAAGACCGUAUCAAGCUUACUGAGCUGGGUACGCGAGAAUUACAACAAGAAUCUGUUGCCUGCCAGUCCCGAGUUUGGGCACGGCGUAACAGCCCAAGAGGCCGCAGAGCGCUUCGGCUGGAGUGUUGGUGUUGCGACCGAGGAGCUGGAAAUGGCAGAAGAGACAGGAGCAUUGUGUCGGGAUCAAUGCCUAGAUGGGACGCGAUUCUGGGAGAAUCAUUUUGCUCAAAUUUCCCCAGAGAGCUUGAAGGCCGUCACCUGA